This is a messenger RNA of Peronospora farinosa, 1065 nucleotides long. Lineage: Eukaryota; Oomycota; Peronosporomycetes; Peronosporales; Peronosporaceae. The record is from the annotation of a GenBank genome assembly.
AUGGGGGGCGGUCCAGCCAGUGCCGAUGUCGUGCGUUCGUCCUGUUUCGUGACGUUUCCAGAGCAAGCACACGCUGAACCAGUGCCUGUAGAUGCUUGGUAUCUAUUUGCAGCUGGAUUGACGUUCCUACGUCGCUUGUCACGUGAUCGCGUAGGUGAUAACAUGCACAUUGCACUAUUGCUACAAGUUCCAGACGAAGAACGACGUUAUGUGUCUGUGAGCUCCAAUACAGUACUACAAGAGGCAUUACAAGAGACUUUUGAGUGUCCGGAGAAGGCACUGGUGUUGCAUGUGAUUGAUGUGGGAAGAGUACGAGGUCAGAAACGAAUUCACGUCCGACCAGCGGUGAAUCCGAAUGUUUCUCCAGAGCCAGUGGAAGCUUUGGAAUUGGUGUUUCCUAUACUAUCAAUUGAUAGAGUGGAAGCACCGACUGCUGUGGAACUUCCAGCAGCUCAAGUGACGAGGGAGAGUUUGUACGAACAAAUGAGUCGAUCAAUGUUUAACUAUCGGAAAGAUGAUAGUAUUCAAUGGAAUGGAGCGAGAUCUAUGAAGAAAGAGGAACAGAGUUUGAGUCACAGCGCGUUCUUUGUGGAAGAGAGGGACUAUACAAGAAGAGAAACGAGAGAAGAGAAAAAGAAGCAGAAGAAGGAAAAGGAGGAGAGAAGACAGCAAGCAGGUGUGUCUGUGGCAAUUGAAGCUGUUGGUAACUUGUUGCCACCAGCUAAGCAGAUGGAGAGUAGUCUUGUUGAACAAGGAGAUGAGAGGGAUAUUCCUAUGGCAACACUUGUAGAGACUGACGCAGCACAUAUUCCGUGUGACUACGUGAUGCUGGAACUGCAGACGGGUGCAGGACUACCGGAAUUUUCAGCUACUACCAGAUCAACAUACUUUAUCUCCUCUCGAUGGGCAGAGCAGGCUGAUGAAAUGAGUGCGUCUAUAAGUCUGGAACGUCCGUCAAUGUCAAGUGCUACUUCUAUCCAUGCAGCAUCCAGCGUUGGCAACAAUAUUGACAGUCAUGUGAAUAUCGAAGACUCGUUCGUGCUCCUUGAACGUCAAGAGCUCUAA